Messenger RNA from Acanthamoeba castellanii str. Neff, 1827 nucleotides. Its product is annotated as PAS domain Sbox domain containing protein. Gene Ontology annotation, molecular function: protein binding. Lineage: Eukaryota; Discosea; Longamoebia; Acanthamoebidae. The record is from RefSeq and is a predicted model, not a curated record. Bases 1 to 1827 code for a protein of 608 amino acids. Gene Ontology annotation, biological process: regulation of DNA-templated transcription. The transcript has 5 exons.
AUGAAGAAGAUCAAGGGAAAGGAUAACGCGAGGGAUGGGAAGGAGAAGGAUGUGGCGGGCGACAACGGGAGCACGGCCGAGCUGGCGAGGUUGCAGGCGAAGGACCCAACAACGUGGACCGUUAGCGAAGUGGGCAAAUGGCUCGAUUUCAUCGAGCUGGGCCAGUACAAACUCAUCUUCAUCGAGAAUAGCAUUUCGGGUGCUGAGUUGUUCGAGCUCGAGGCUGAGGACUUGGCUUCCAUCAACGUCAGACAGCUCGGCCACAGGAAACGCAUUUUGAAGCGAAUUGCGCAAUUGAAGAAGAAUUCCAAGGCCGCCUUCCAGGCUCGCUCCGAGGAUGGCAGCAGCGAUUCGUCGAGCGGCGAUGGCGCUUCAUCUUCAAACGAUCCCUCCUCGCGCGCCUCGUCAUCCAAGACGGGGCGAGGGGCGUCAUCGACGGCUUCUUCCGCCUCCGAUGAGCAGAUGCUCAAAUGCUUCUACGGCGAGGAUGUAACCGUGCUCAGGGUGAAGAGGGACAUAACCUUCACCAAGCUCAACUCGAAGCUGAAGGCUGAGUACAAGAAGGACAUGGAGGUUGCCUACAAGGACAGCGACGGCGACGUCAUUCCCAUCACCAAGUCGGCGCAUCUCAAGGCUGCGAUGAAGGAAGCCGACGGCCGAGCUGUUCGACUGCAGCUCAAGCCUCGCGACACUGUCGGCGUCGAUGGCGCCAUUAACGCUAGCGAGAUUUUGCUGCUCGACAAUUUCGUCGACGGCUGCAUCCUCAUCAACAGACGCGGCGUCAUCACCUUCUUCAGCGCUGCCGCCGAGAAGCUCUGGGGCUACACACGUCGCGAAGUGCUCGGCAAGCCCAUCAAGAUCCUCAUGCCCGAGCAGGUCGGUCGCCAGCACGAUGAGUACCUGAAGAACUACCUGGCCUCGGGUGAACCCAAGAUCUUGGGCAAGCCCCGUAUGGUCAUCGCCGAGAGGAAGGACAAGUCGACGUUCCCCAUCUUCCUGUCCGUAAGCGAGCUCAAGGUCGACAAGGGCAAGGAGCGUGUGUUCAUCGGUACCGCCAAGGACAUGUCCAGCGUCAAGGCCGCCUCUCAGUCCAGCGUGUCGGACGGAGCCAUCGACUUCAGCAUCCUAGACAACAUCCUCGACGUCGGCAUCGUGAUUAACGAGAAGGGCCUGAUUCACUUCUUCAACAAGAAGGCCGAGGAGUUCUUCCAGUGGAAGAGAACCGAGAUCAUCGGUCGCAACGUCAAGAUGCUGAUGCCCAGUCCGUUCAGCGAUGAGCACGACAGGUACCUGUCCAACUACAUGAGCACCGGCGAGGCCAAGAUCAUCGGCUUGGGCAGAGACGUGAUCGCACAGAAGAAGGACGGUUCGAUUGCGCCCGUCCACCUGGGCGUGACGGAGCAGGGUCUGGAGGGCAACAAGUUCUUCACCGGCAUCCUGCGUCCCAUCGUCGAGGAGAAGAAGAGCGACAAGACGAUUCUUCAGGAGGAGCGCGAGGUGAUCGAUAAUCUACUCAUCCCGGCCAUCAUCAUCGACGAAAAGGCCACCAUUCACGGCUUCAACAAGACCGCCUCGGAGCUGCUCGGCUUCUCGCUCAUCGAAGUGGUCGGCAAGAACGUCAAGAUGCUCAUGCCCAACCCCGACAAGCAGAGGCACGACGGCUACAUCAGCAGCUACCUGAGGACCGGCAAGGCCAAGGUGCUCGGAACUGGUCGGGACGUCGUGGCCCUCCACAAGGACGGCACCAUGUUGCCUGUGCGCUUGUCGGUGACGGAGAGGAGGGACGGCGAAAAGAGAAUCUUCACGGGCGUUUUGCAGAAGCUCUAG